This is a messenger RNA of Camelus dromedarius (Arabian camel), 7628 nucleotides long. RefSeq names its product transmembrane protein 245 (gene TMEM245). Lineage: Eukaryota; Metazoa; Chordata; Mammalia; Artiodactyla; Camelidae. Bases 28 to 2685 code for a protein of 885 amino acids. The transcript is spliced from 18 exons. The record is from RefSeq and is a predicted model, not a curated record.
CCUCUCGGCCGCAGCGGUAGAAGCACCAUGGCCACCAUGGCCGACAACGGCGGUCCAGACGAGGCACCCAGUCCUCGGGGCUCCCCGAGCCGGGCGCCUCGGGUCCAGCGUGCAGUCGGGCCAGGCAGCAGCAGCAGCAGCGGCGGCGGCUGCGGGGAGACCCCGCGGACGGCGGCGCUGGCGCUGCGCUUCGACAAGCCCAUCAAGCAGGCCUUCUACAACACCGGGGCCGUGCUGUUCGUGUGCCUGUGCUGCGGCGCCGCGGUGCUCGUGUACUUCAUCCUGGAGGCCUUCCUGCGGCCGCUGCUGUGGGCCGUGCUGUGCGGCACCUUCCUGCACCCCUUCAAGAGCUCGCUGACGCGCCUGGGCCGCCACUGGCUGCAGCGCCUGCACCGCGCGCACACGCCCAUCGUGCUGGCCGCGCUGCUGCUGCCGCUCUGCUUCGCCGACUACGGCGUGGAGGCCCUGGGCGAGCAGGCGCUGCGCCGCCGCCGCCUGCUGCUGCUCCUGGGCGCCGGCGGCCCGCUCCUCUACGGCCUCUACAGCCUGGGCAGCUACCUGGGUGUGCAGGUGCUGUUGGCGCACGCCGCCGAGCUCAUCUGCUGCGGGCUGGACUACUUCAGCAGCUUGUGGAUCUGGACAUUGGUAGUUGGCUAUGUGUUGACUGUUUCAUUCAAGUGGAAUGCAAGCACUGAACGCUACUUGAGAGCAGUUUCAAUUCCUGUCUGGAUUAUAUUACUUUUUCAUUUAGCAUCCUUGGCUGGCUCAUGGAGAAUUCCGGUAUUCCUGGUUAUUGUUUUCCUGAUGUCCGUGGGCACCCUCUAUGAAAAACAGAACGGAAAAGAAUCUUCUGGAGCAGAGUUACCAGGGCAGGUUAUCUCCAUGGCAGCUUCUACUCUAGCGACCUUGGCCAUCUCCAUCACAGGGUAUGAAUCGAACGCUGAGGACCAGCCCUCUACCCAGCCUGCAGGGACAGAAACCAUGGACCAAGGAGAACCCCCUCCAACACUGUCCUCAUCUUCUUCACCCUCCUCCCCUUCACCCACCUCGGGCAGACCAAGGCCUGAAGUUGGAACAUUUCUUAGAAAGAAGAAAGCUAGCGAUAUCUACUUUGUGUCCCUCGUUUGGGCCAUCAUUGGAGUCCAGGUCUGGUUGAAUCUGUGGAUCGUACAGCUGCUGCCAGUGCCUAUUGCAGUCUGGAUACUCAAAAAGCUUGUGAUUCACUUUGGCGUGGUGGACUUCCUGGAGAAGCGUGGCUCUGUGUGGUGGCAGGUUAUAGAGAACUUCCUGAAGGAGCGGCAGGAAGCCCUGGCGCCAUGGCCAAUCAUCGGGCUUGGAAAAUUCUUGUUAAAAGUUGAUAGCAAGCUCUGGCACUGGCUAAAUAAGAAGAUGAUCAUCUGGUUGGAGAAGAUGUUAGACAAAAUAAUUAGCAUUUUCAUCAUAUUUUUGUUAGUGAUAGGAACCCUUCUUUUAGCUCUACUCCUGACUGCAAAGGUACAUCAAGAGAGCGUGCACAUGAUUGAAGUCACAAGCAAUUUGAUUAAUGAAACUCUAGCAAAUCACCCUGAGUGGGCAAAUUGGCUUCCUGAGGCUCAGGUAGUCCAAAGAGCUCUCAAUUCUGCGGCUAACAAUGUGUAUCAGUAUGGACGAGAAUGGAUAACCCACAAGCUUCAUAAAAUUCUCGGAGAUAAGGUGAACAAUACUGCUGUAAUUGAAAAGCAAGUACUAGAACUUUGGGACAGACUGUAUCAUUCUUGGUUUGUAAAGAAUGUAACACAUUCUGGAAGGCACAAAGGACACAAGAUGCAUAUAAGUCGUCAGAAUAGCUGGCUGGGAGACAUUCUUGACUGGCAGGAUAUUGCUUCCUUUGUUCACGAGAACAUUGAGACAUUUCUUUCGAUCUUAGAGUCUCUGUGGAUUGUUAUGAGCCGGAACGUGAGCCUGCUCUUCACCACGGUCACCACGCUCCUGACCAUCCUCUUCUACAGCGGGACCGCCCUUCUCAACUUUGUGCUGUCCCUGAUAAUUUUCCUGACCACCCUAUUUUAUCUGUUAAGUUCCAGUGAUGAGUACUACAAGCCAGUGAAGUGGGUGAUCAGCCUGACACCAUUAUCUCAGCCAGGUCCUUCUUCUAAUAUUAUUGGCCAGUCUGUGGAAGAAGCUAUCAGAGGGGUAUUUGAUGCUUCUCUCAAAAUGGCUGGCUUUUAUGGCUUGUACACCUGGCUGACUCAUACUAUAUUUGGCAUCAAUAUUGUCUUCAUACCAUCAGCUUUAGCAGCGAUCCUUGGAGCAGUGCCAUUUCUGGGCACGUAUUGGGCAGCGGUACCUGCAGUUCUGGACCUGUGGCUUACCCAAGGCUUAGGAUGCAAAGCCAUCUUACUGUUGGUUUUUCAUCUCUUGCCAACAUACUUUGUAGAUACUGCCAUCUAUUCUGAUAUAUCAGGAGGGGGCCAUCCUUACUUGACAGGCUUGGCUGUGGCUGGUGGCGCAUACUACCUGGGCCUGGAAGGGGCAAUCAUUGGGCCCAUACUGCUGUGCAUACUUGUGGUCGCUUCCAACAUCUAUAGUGCCAUGCUAGUGAGUCCCACGAAUUCGGUGCCCACGCCAAACCAGACCCCGUGGCCCGCUCAGACUCAGCGGACUUUCCGUGACAUUUCUGAAGAUCUGAAACCUUCAGUAGACUGACUUGGUUCCCAACUGCCGCGAUUUCUCUAGGAAAUUCAACCUUGACUGUGAGUUCAGCUCAGCUGUGGCCUCCUGUCCUUUCAGCUGUGCCUAGCAAGCAGAGCCCAGGAACAGAAGCAGAAGCCUCCUGGCCUUCCAAGCAGAAUUCCCGGACAAGAGAGGACUUGCUCUGGGCUGCUUUGCAUUUUAAAGCACAGCUUUGGAGCUCAGAAAUGUGGUUUGCUCACUGAACUGUUGCUAAGAUGGCUUGAAAAGUUUCAGUUCAUACACUGGUACCAUGGCUUGAAAUUUUCCCACUUUGGUUAUCUGUAUUAUAAUAUAUAUUUAUAAGGUUUUUUUUAAGAGCCCUAAACUACCUGCUGUCACGAGUGUAUACAAUGUAAUUUUCUCCUGUUUUAAGAUAUCUGUUCUUAAACCUUUUCUAUGACAGUCACUUCCAAUGAAGAGGGCUUUGACUUUUGAGAAUGUAGUUUCUUGAGCAGGAAAAAUGAGUCAUCUGCCCUUCUCCCACAGUAUAUGGUCCUCUGUAGGGAAGGUCUUCAGUGUGAGGGUGGGUGGCUUAUUUGAAGUUCAGUCAGUUGUAUGUUGCAACCAUAGGAGACACAGAAAGACUGAAGCUCUUCUUCCCCUUUCUCCUCCCUCCCUCCCCUGUUACACUAUUGCCAAAUUUCUAAAACUUGGCUGACCACAUUGAAAUUAACUACUUAUUAAGCUGCUAUUAAUGGUAACAAUAUGAUAGAAUUCAUGUUGUGACUUUUUUUUCCCUUCCCAGAUGUUUUAAGUGAAAAAUCUCAGGUGCAUCAGCGCUCUGAUUUGUUAAAUGUAUCCCUGUUUCACUAUUUGGAAUUUGACCAAUUAGUUACCUACAGCAGUAGAAUUUAGCAUUUUAUAUCUGUGUAGUAUCUUCCCAUCAUUUGGCACAGUGCCUUGCACUUAAGACACUAGAUGAAUGCUUAUUGGAUUAAAUUGUGACUUUUAAAAUAAUCUCCGAUAACCAGCAUAGUGCUUUAUUUACAUUUUACAAAAUUUUUGCACAUGUUAUUUCACAAGCACUUCACAUCAGCUUUCAUACAGCUUUAUAUUCUUUUACAACAGUUUCACACAGAUGGGGAAGCUGAGGUUCGGAAUAGUGACCAACUCAAAGUCAUGAAGUUUAGUAAAAUUUGACCUCACAUCUUUCUGACUCCGCAAUCUGCCAACUUUGCUGUACUGUAGUUUCUUUUAAUAUUCUACACACUUUUUCCAGGGCUAUGAGGUAGAAUUAGGUGUCCGAUCGCAUAGAUCUGUCAAACAGUUGAUGACAGAGCUGGGACCAGAAUCCAGCUCUUAGCUUUGCGUCCUUUCCACUGUAUAAAACAAUCUUCAGGCUCUUUCUCUGCCCCCAAGGGAGAAGAAAGGAUUCUUAAUGGAGGAGAAAGGGUUCUUAAGUAACAAAGAUCUCCUUUUUGGAAAACAUUAAAAAGUAGAACUCAUUUCUUCUAAAACAUCUUCUCAUUAAGAAGCAUAGUUAAUGAUAAUUAUCUUAAAUUUAUUCUGAUAUUACUUAAGAAAAAACUCCAUCUAGAAGAGAGGUACCAUGAGGUCUGUCUUUAUACAGUGGACUACACACAGAUCUCUUAUUUUUACGUGAAUCCUUCAACAGUUAUCAUCUGAUAUGCCACCAAGUGUUAUAUGUAUUUGGCACUGAGUAACUCAUUCUUUUCUUUAUUCACUUGUUCAGUCAUUCAUUCAGUAAAACAUUGGUUGAGAGUUUGCCAAACUUUAGGGUCCAUGCCAGGUACUGUGUAGGGUACUCUUGGGGAAAACUCGUAAGACUCCUAAGAAGGCCUUCUCUCACCUUCAGUCUUAGCUGAAUCAUGUGUAUUGCUGAAAUUAAAAAUUUUACCUUAAAAGUGUUAACAAAGAAAUCAGGUCUGUUUUUAUGAGUGGUAUACUGGUAAGUUUACAGCUGUGAUUAGUACAUAUUUAUAAGAAGCAAAUAUUGUGCACAAUGCAGUAGUAUGCAUAUGCAAAUUAUGUUUCUCCAGAGUGCUUUUAGCUGUAUAAAGUGAUACUGCAAAAAACUAAACUUAGCUGUUGCCAGUUAUAGUUAUUAGUAUGAAUACCAGUUCUUCGAUGGGGACUCUGAGCCCUAAGAGAAUAAUUUAGAGCUGCCGAAAUUAGCAAUAAUGUAGUAUCAUCUGGACUGUCAGGAGCAGAGGUGCCCCAGAGUACUACCCAGACCUGAUCUGGACUUAAACUGCCCAACUACUCCAGCAACAGCCUAUGAAUUUGAAGGUUGACCAGCUUCGGGAGGUCUUCUUGGAACCCUCAAAAAACAGAGAGAAACAUGCCGCCUCAGAUAUAGUGAAGAGAUUUUACAGAUCUUCACAGGGCAUAGAGAUCAAAUGAUAUGAAAAGAUAGAAGUCUCAAGCUCAAGUCUUGAAGGUGAUUCUUAGGAUUUGACCCAGAAAGAGGAAGUUUCCCUAGAAACAGUUGAUGCAUUAAUGAAGUAGAAGUAGCUUCAGUGAAAACCGAGUACAGAAAUCCUGUCACAAUGUCCUGCGUGUUUAGCUUUACUAAAGAUUAGUUUGAAGGUCACAUUCCCUCUUCAGUUGUAAACUGAGUGGAGGAAUGGGAGGAGGAGAUAAAAACUCCCUACUCAGUGUGCUCCUCUCUUCUCUGAGAGAGAGCAAGGCAUGGGAUUUUCAGCAUAAACCCUGUGUCCUGUAAGUCCAGCUUCAGUUCCAAAAUUCCUAUCACAUUCUCUGUUUCUGGAAGUGAUCUCUGCCAGAUUGCCUUAGAUACCAGUUUUAUUUAUUUUUAAAUUUGCAACAGUUCCAAACACCCAUUUCCAUUAGAGGUGGUUUGCUGGCAGAGUUUUCCCUUGACUUCUGAGACUAGUGCAGAUUGACUCUUGACGUGGGAGGAUACCUAAAAAGUGUUACUUAAACAAACUCAGUCGCUUUGGAAAAAGCAGUUUAUUCCAGUAAAAGGGCUUGCAGAUGAGGUCCUCUGGCUAACCUUGGUCUUAACAAGAACCGGUUGUGACCCAUCAGGACUUCCUAGUACCCCUAGCUCCCACUUUGGUUGUGUUUAGAGCUUUAGGAUGUAUCACUACUGAGCAAGAAAUGCUCACAUUCAGGCCAUGAGGAGUUAGAUUAGAGCAAAGUAAUUUUAGGUGAACUAUCUAGAGCUUUCAACUUCAAGGUUUAUAGGAAAACCCCUCACAGUCUCCUUUAAGGGUCUUCCAAGACCCUCACAAGAGUAUUAACAGUAGACAUUUCACAGUAGAAAUAGCCUGUGGCAACAUACUUCCAAAUGUUAGUUCCAGCUUAAGAACAAGUAUUUUUUGUUUUUAUCAAUUUCUUGUCUCUACACAUCUUGCCAUCAAAAUAUAUUCAUUUCAUUAACUUACUGAGGACCUGCAAAAAUAUUCAUGCUAUCUAAAACCACUGAGCAGUUCCCUUUUUUUGAUAGUUUAAAAAUAAUUAAGAGAAUUAUAAAUCAAGAUGUUCUCUCUGCCUCCUGGAGUCAUAGAAAUUCUGUGCUAGAAUGGGCCUUUAUAUAAUUAGGCGAUCCUGGCAUUUUCUGGAGAAGGAAACAAAUCCAUAGGUUGAAGUGUCUUUUCUAACACGGAACCAGUCAGUACCAGUUCAGAGUAGAAUACUUGCUUUUUUCUCACAGUCAAUUGUUCUACUUCUCUUCCCUUUCCCUCGUAGUUGAGUAGCUUUUGGAAAAAUGUGUUCCUUAUAGCAGUAUUUCCAAGGGAUGUUAUUAGAUGUUAUAAGAGAACAAAAGUGUGUGUGGUGGGGGGACCCCACACUGAGUUAAAAUUGAGGCAUGCUGAGUUUGUUUCCUUUCUAUAGGUCUUCCAAGAAUUCAUGUCAUACUAUAUAUUGUGAAUUUAUAAUAUGGACAAAGACUGUUUACAAGACUUAUUUGACUUUAAACUGCACACCCAUCCUCCUUUUCUCAGAGCAUCUCAAAGGACUACAGAUCCUUUGGGAAACAUGGCUCUCAAAUAAAAGUUUACAGCUCUUUUAGAGGACAUCCCUAAUGGAGAUUCUGAAUGGUGAAUCUACCAUGUAAAUCAUAAUACGUCUCAAAGUCUAGUGAGAUAACAGAAAGAAAACAUAUUUGUCACUCAGAGCUAUACAUCAAGUAUAGAGAUUCUUUUCCACCUAUGGUGUGUGAAAUCAGUAUUUGUGUUUUAGUUUUACAAGUUUUUAAAGAUCAAUUAAGUGUGCAAAUACAGUGGUGAUAUAUUGAUAAUACACUUUAAUAAUGCUUUUGUAUGGCACUUUAUAGUUUUCAGACUGCUUUCAUAACAACCCUGUGAGAUAGACAGUUGUCGAGUGUUAUCAGACAAGGUACUGGAGGCUCAGAAGGGUUUUUUUUUGUGAUUUUCCCCUUAAGUUUAUAUCGCAAAAUGAUGGAGCCAGAAUUCAGUUGCAGAACUUCUGACUCCAAGUCCAGCGUUCUUUACUCCACACCUGGUUUCUUAUUUUUUUUCUCUAGCUUUGUAUUUUACUAUGGAAGGUGCGAAAGCAAAUGUUAAACAUCAUUUGGCUGAAUAUCAAAUUCUGUCUUUUAUGGCAGUGACCCAGAAGGUGUAAUUCCAUUUGUAGUUAUCCCAAAGAAAACCCUUCUUUGUCCUUUGCAGUGCCACUUGUCUUGGUGACUGGAGUGCAUUUCAAAUACCAUUUGAUUUUGAAACCAUGAUUGGAUAUAUAAUUGUAAUUGCUUAUGUAACUUUUGGGAAAUGUAUUACCCUUGCAUUCUCAGGCAAAGUAGAGAAGGUUUGAAAGUAAAAAACAUUGUUCAAAGACAACAAUAUAUCUUCUUUAUUAUCCCAAAUGCUGUUUCCUAGCUUUAACUUGCUUUGACAACCUACUGAUGUAACAUCUUUGUAAAUGUAAAAUAUUUAUAUUUUGAAAUAAAAUUACUAGUGUUGAAUGAA